AUGGGAAAUCGAUACUCUAGUAGACCGUUGAAUGGUUGGGAUUUAAACUCCUAUUCACAAAUGACGGGAUUAUCGCCAGCUGCCAUUCAACAGCUAGAAGUAGCAUUUCAACAACAAGCAGGAGCAACCGGAAGAUUAACAAUUAAUCAAUUCAAAAAUAUUUAUGCUGCUAUAGAAUCUCCUGUAGCUUCAUUUAACUGGGAUACUAAUGCGGAGCGAGCAUUUCUGAUGUUUGACCAGGAUGGAAAUGGAGUUUUGACAUUCGAAGAAUUUUUAAUGGGUUAUCUUUUGUUGCAACGAAAUAUAAAUCCUCUUCAACGAUGGCAAUAUGUGAUAAACUAUAUGCCGGUACAACAACAGGGCUAUUUGAAUGCUCAGGAGGCGCAAUUGUUACUAGCAAAUAUGCAGCGAUUUUACAAUUUACCUGGUGAUUGGAGUCAAUAUUAUCCAAUGGUGUGGCAGCAAGUAGAUCCGGGAAAUACUGGCUACGUACCAGCAGUAGGAUUUAUACAAGCAUUUCAAGCUUUGCCACAAGUACAACAAUUAAUAUGGUAA
Messenger RNA from Didymodactylos carnosus, 555 nucleotides. Lineage: Eukaryota; Metazoa; Rotifera; Eurotatoria; Philodinida; Philodinidae. The record is from the annotation of a GenBank genome assembly.